GUCAUCUUGACAAUUAUUGAGACAAGAAAGGUGUGUGGGCGUGUGGGCUCUUGGUAUCAUGGUACCAGGUACCGGUGGCGUGGAUGCGGGAUGCUUCCCCUGAGAGGUGUCCUGGCAUAGCGUGGAUUUUUGCUGGAUGACACCGGAACUCUCGUGACUGAUGAGUUCCGGGAUUCCGAAACAGACGUGCCAGUGUCCUUGCCGAACAUCGACGCAAAACCGCUUCCUCCAGUUUCAAGUUGUUGUUCCACUCUCCGAUAGAUACUGUUCGAACUGCAUGGUCGUCAGAGGUUGGAGCUGUCUAUCAUCAGGUCAGGUUUGAAGGAACUGAAGGAGAUUGGUCGAAGCGAGCUCCAGCAAACGUGUGAUCGAGUUGUUUUUGUUGUUGAAGGAAGAGGAGCUGCUUUUCGUUCAGUUUAGGUUGCCCUCUUUUCCCAUCCAUCAACUACCGAUAGCCAAUCAACUUAUUAAGCCACUACACUGACUGAUUCGAUCAUUCGGCCAGCCAACAUCAUGUCUACUAAUCCUAACAACAACGACAAUAAGAAUGCCGCAAAGGUCCCUCGUCAAGGAUUGGAUCUGUUGCUGCAACGCAAGGGUAAAACGUUGCCCCCAGGUCAAAAGAUGAGUUUCACGUUGAUCAAAGGACCCAGCAUUAAUCGGGAUGCCAUUCCAGAUCCAGUGAAUCCAUCGGCUGCCAAAGAAUGCUUUCCCUUGAUUGCCAAGUUCCCAGAGUCGGUCGUUCGACCAGAGUUCAAGACGUCGCAGUGGAAAGAUGCUCGAUUGUAUCAGCAAGAUGUCCCCAAGGCUCAGAUUGACUCGGACGAAGAAGCCGAAGAACUAGCCGCCAUUGAGAACCGAAAGCGAUGGCGACGGAAACGCAACGAACCGCCCAAACGACAAUGGAUCCUACAAGAACAGGUCGAAUUCCUCGAAACCAUGAUUGAUUCCAAACGCAAGAAAAAAUCCGACAAUGCCAAGAUCAGCUCGCGAUACGAAGGAGUCCCCGAACACAAUCCCAGUCAUUUCGUAUUACUCGAGUGCAAAACCAACGGACCACAAUUUGACAACAACAACAAUGGUCACGACCACAAUAUACAAGUCACGCUCUUGCCGGCUCCACCCAAUGCGCAGAUUGCAUUCGCACAACCGGCAUCCCGCAAAGGAAUGUCCAUGAACGAAGCCGAACUCGCCAUUCUGGAUCAACGCAAUCAAAUGACGCGAUACAUGAUGCACAAUAAAAAUCAAAACUCAUUCAUUGCCCAACAACCCGUCAAUCAAUCCAAAGCACGAUUGCUGGGGCGACUCGCCAAAGCCAGCCAAAAGGGUGCAUUUGGUGGCACGUCGGAAGCUGCCGAAAAUGAUGAAACGGAUGAUAUCAUGGGUGAUAUCACCUUUCGUGACCGCAAGGGGAAUACCAAAGCCCGUAAGGAAUUGCUGUCGACCCUUGGAGAUGGUGUCAAAGUUGAUGAUGAUGGUGUCUUGGGUGGGGCACACGAUGACGAAUUUGGAGGAAAACGACGAUUCGGGGCAUUCAAGGCUGAAGAAACCGAUGGCAAAGCUGGACAAGCGGCACAAGGCAAUUCCGAUGUGGGAAAUGAUGGAAGGGCCAUGGCGGAUGGAUUCUAUCAACGUGAUGUUAAGGCGGAAUACGAUGAGUUGGAUUAUGAUAUUGAAGAGCAAUUUGACGAUGAUGAUGUCGAUGUGGGGGAGACCGAGGUGGUGGUGGAGAGCGGUUUUGCACAGGAAGAAGACGAAGAGGAAGAUGGAGAAGAGGAAGGAGAAGGGGGGACGGAACAAAUCACGGGCGCAGAAGGUCUCGCUUCCGUCGCUGGAUUCAAGGCACUGCUGGCCAAAGCCAAGACAGGAGCCACCACAGAUCCCAACCAAACGGCCGAGGCACAGGCGGCUGCCAAUGGUGCCGAGGCUGGCAAGAAGGACCCACGCAAGGAGGAUCCCAAAGGGCGGGCAGCUCUCAAAAAGUCCUUCAAGGCGCAAAAUGAACCAGAAAAUCAUCUACUCAAGAUCUUCAAGGCGGCUGAAAAAGUCAAGGAAAAGAGCGAGCUGCAAGAAAAGAAACCUCCUCCCAAGCAAGAAGACGAUACAGGCAACGAAGUCGAUAAGGACGGUCUUCGUAUCAUUUCAUUGCAGGCUGUCCGAAGGGAGAUCUGGUUGAAUCAUGGCCGUAUCAGUGUCAAGCGUCUUUCCAAGUUGUUUGAUGUCAACAAGAAGGCCACAAAAGAAAGGCAGAACCUAUUCAGAAAGAUUGUCAAGGAACUCUGCACCAUGGAGAAAGAUCCUGUUGCCGGAGCCAUGCUCGUUUUGAAGCAGCACUACUCCAACAUGGGAUAGGGUCCCGACCUGCUGUUGUGGCGACAUCCUCUCAUAAGCCCUGCAGUAUUUCUUUUUAAAAGGGUGCUCUAAUUAGUUAUCUUGAUAUUUUUAAGAAGGUUCCUUGUUUUUGCGUUUGUUCUGCUCUCAAAUUCUUGCGUACAAAGAUGUAAAGUAGUAGUAUGUAAAGUUUCUAAAAUUUGGCAACAAUAGUCAAAAACCAAUCACCCC
Seminavis robusta is the source of this 2562-nucleotide messenger RNA. NCBI's taxonomy places the organism in Eukaryota, Bacillariophyta, Bacillariophyceae, Naviculales, Naviculaceae. The record is from the annotation of a GenBank genome assembly.